Linum trigynum is the source of this 1697-nucleotide messenger RNA. Lineage: Eukaryota; Viridiplantae; Streptophyta; Magnoliopsida; Malpighiales; Linaceae. The record is from the annotation of a GenBank genome assembly.
GACUUUCUGUCUUCCGUCUUCCCCUGUCUCCUCAUCUUCUAUACCCAGCCCCAAAAGACACCCUAUCCUCAUCAUCUUCUUUCACCUCUCGUUUCCCCUGCAAAACACAAAAAUUGGCCAAAAACUGAACCUUAGCUAUCAUAGCCAGUGUACUUUGUUUCUCCCCAUUAUCCUCCCUAAACAGAGUAACCUCGAACCCAAAAGAGAACCGGUUGAAAUGGAUAUCAACGACUUAGCUGAAAGAGCAGAGCGCCUAAGCACCGAAAGAAGCAGCCCAUCUCCAUCUGGUGGCAGAGUCAACCGACCCCAACUCAUCUCCAAUGCUGGACGCGGCAUUUCAAUGCUGUUAGGAAAGAUGCUGAGCGAGAACAAGAUUGCUUUGGCGAAGGCAGCAGGAGCUGCACGUUACGCCUGGGGGAGAUAUGGAGAAGUUGGAGUUCAACCAACCCAAGCCCAGAACCUAUUUAUCUUCACCUUCAAGGAUGCCCAAACACGAGAGAAGAUCUGGCUUGAAAGGCCUUGGAGUCUAUCAAACACAAUGACAGCUUUGGAGAAGUACGAGGGAAGAGGAGAACCAGAAGCAGCUCCGAUGAACAAGCUGGCAGUUUGGGUGCAGAUCCAUGGUCUUCACCAAAGCCAGAGAUGUGAACAGAACGUAGUCUCCAUCGGUACCUUCUACUUCAACAAAUUCAUUGAUUUGGACAGAGCUAGCCUCCAUUUCAACGGGUAUAGAAGGUUUAUUCGGAUGUUGGCUGAGGUUGAUCUCCGCGAGCCGGUCCCGACGGGAUUUGAUUUUCCAUCCACUGUGGAAGCCACGGGCCAAGAAAUCUGCGAAGUGAUUUCGUUCAAGUAUGAAAGACUGGUCGAGUUGUGUUACUUCUGUGGCAGAAUUGGCCACAACUGGCCAACCUGUGAUUGGAUGAAGGAAGAAAGGAGGAAAGGGGGAUAUGUGCAGCUCUCGGAGAUUUAUACGGCGGAGCUCAAAGCAGGGAUUGAUUCGCCGUACAGAUCGAGCGGAAGCAGGGGCAGGAGUGAAGAAGAGGAACCAAGAUUCCCUAGCACUGACCCGGAAUCUUGGAGGAAGCACUACAGCUCUGGUGAUUCGUUUUUGGGCAGGGAAGGGGCGGGGGAAGCAGAGCGUUUCUCGUCUGGAGGCGGAGAGGGAAGCUAUCCCCAAGUCCCACCUGGGUUCACAGUGAGGCGUUUGGAGGAUGAAGCUAGGGCGGAAGAAAGAAGCGGGGUGGGGAGGAUGAAGGGAAGGUUUAGAGAAGGGAUGGGGGCGAGGGACUUAUCGGCGGAGAUGGAAUCGGCGGCGGCGGCGUUCAGGGAGGCCUGCGUAUUGAAGGGGAAGAGGAACGCAGGAGGCAGGCUGAUCGAGCUUUGUUGGGCUCCCAACUUUCGCUUGGGCCUCAACCCUCUAACCCGCAAGCCCAAGUGAAUGUUAAUGUUGAGCCCAAUUUCUCUAACUUGCAGGUCCAAGGUUCUUAUCAGCAUAACCAGGAGGAAUUGGAAGGGGAUGUGGGCCGCUUUUUUAAGAAAAGAAAAGGGCUCUCCUUCAUAAGCCCAGGAGGUUCUGAAUCUGGGCUUAAUGAUGGGGCUGACCUGAAUCUGAGCCCAUCAAAUUCUGGUUUUGUUGAAGGGAUGAGUGGUAAAGAAAGGAAGAAGAAACACCACAAAAAGAAAGCCCACAUGAUCAA